ACACCACAGGAGUAAGAGUGCUGGUUGGCAGUUAGAGCAAAACUUCCUUUUUUCCCACAGAUGCAGUCCUGUACACAUCUCUCAACACAUCUCUUAUUUCGUGGAUUGCUUUUACAGGAACUAUAUAUGUGUGGAAGAUCGCUAAAAUGGAGGCUAGGAAAUACUGGCUAAUGCUAAUAUGCUGGGUGAUGAUUGCAUUCUGGAUCAGCUUGGCAGCAUGCGAGCCGGAUAUAAAAUCCCUGAUGACGCACCGAUGUGACAUCUGGAAUAACACUGACGGGACUGUGUUUGACUGCCAUGGCCGAAAGUUACGGAUCAUGCCCAAGGUAUAUUUGAACACCACCAGCCUUGAUGCAUCUGAGAAUGAAAUCCAGAACCUAACAGCAGACUCGCUGAAAGACAUGCAAAAAUUAAAAAAUCUCAGUCUAAAUUGGAUGAACCACAAGAAAAAUGUGAAAAUCAGCAAAGGGGUUUUUGCAAAUUUGACAAACCUGGAAAUCUUGGAGCUUAAUGGAGUUGGUCUGUCAGUGAUACCUGCAGAGCUUCCGAGUACUCUGAGAGAACUGAGAUUGGAUGAGAACAACAUUUCCUCACUAAGUUACCAAAACGUUUCACAAUUAAAAAACCUGACCCAUCUUUAUCUUUCCAAAAAUUGCUAUUAUGGGAGAUCCUGUUUGAUGCCUUUUGAGAUUGUUAAUGGAACUUUUUCAGACUUGGACAAGUUAAAACAUCUGAGUUUGUCAUACAAUAACAUCACUCAUGUUCCCAGAUAUUUGCCUGUCUCCUUAGUAACACUUGAACUUGCUUCCAACAUGAUAUCGUUCAUCGGAGAAGAUGAUUUCAAAGGUCUCCCAAAUCUCAAAACCCUUAAAAUCCAGGGGAACUGUCCACGCUGUCACAAUGCUCCAUACCCCUGCACUCCGUGUGCCAAUGGUUCUAUUGAUAUUCAUGAACGAGCUUUCCACCCACUCAGAAAGCUCAUUUUAUUGCAUCUUGCUGGGAAUUCCAUUUCUGUAAUCAAGAAAGCUUGGUUUGAUAGCCUUUCGCAACUGCAGGAACUCUACCUCUCCUACAAUUUUCUGACAAGUCAGAUUGAGGAUGGACCAUUUCUGAGUAACUUAAAGCUUUUGAAAAAACUCGACCUCUCGUAUAAUUAUCAACUUCAAGCUUAUCCGGAGACUGUGCGCCUAUCACCAAACUUCGCCAACUUGCACAGUCUUCGCGUGCUGCAUAUCCAAGGUUUGGUUUUCAAAAAGAUCCAAAAUGACUCUCUCGCACCUCUUUAUGGUUUGCAAAAUCUGACCGUAUUAGAUUUAGGAGUCAAUUUUAUUGUGGCUGUGGAAACAAAUAUAUUUAACCAAUUUCCUAAUUUACAACUGCUCUAUCUGUCAGAAAACCGUCUCUAUCCUAUCGCUAACACUUCAGUUAGAAACCCAGAUAAUAACAUAAAGCCAUCACGCUUCGACCUACCUGAGCUGACAGGUUCUGAUUCUAAAUGGACACCAGAACCGUAUCAGAUUAACAGACAGCUUGUCAAACCAGAGUGUGUCGCUGCUGGCCGUGUGCUGGAUAUGAGUAGAAAUAAUCUGUUUUUCAUUUCCCCAAAGCAGUUUGAGGACUAUAAAAACAUUUCCUGUCUCAACCUGUCCAGAAAUGGCUUCUCAUCAGCAUUAAAUGGAACAGAAUUCACAUCACUGCCUAACCUAAAAUAUCUAGAUUUGUCAUUCAACAAGAUUGAUUUGGCUUACGAUUAUGCUUUUAAAGAAUUACAGGAGUUGGAGGUGCUUGACCUCAGCUAUAACCCACAUUAUUUCAUUGUGCCUGGGGUGACCCAUAAUCUGAAAUUCUUACAGAAUUUGCCUAAGCUGAGAGUAUUAAAUAUGAGUUCCAACAGCAUUUUUACCCUAACAAGUAAAUACAUGUUCAGCAACUCACUUGUUGAGCUCCAGUUCCAGGACAAUCAACUGGCGAGGAUAUGGAAAGACCGAAAGUAUGUGCAACUUUUCUGGAACUUAACAAAUCUGAUACAUCUUGAUAUUUCAAACAACGACAUCCAUAAUAUCCCUACAGAAGUUUAUAAAUACUUGCCUGUCACACUAAAAAUAUUAAGAUUAAACUACAAUUACCUGACUAACCUCGAAUGGACUUUGAUGCGGACCUUUACACAGCUUGAGGAGCUCAUUCUUAGCUACAACAGGUUGACGCAGGUGUCUCAAAACAUAACCCAGAAUAUCCCGUCCUUGCGUUACCUUGACCUGAGCCAUAACAGGAUCUCUCAGCUGGCUAUCCCAUUGCUCAAAGGCGCUGUCAAUCUGCAAAUGCUGGAUCUGAGUAGUAAUAAAUUAAGUACCCUUGAUGAGUCAACCUUCUCAUCCGAGGAGACAAGUAAUUUGAGCACUUUGUGGCUCCAUAAGAACCCCUAUUAUUGCACAUGUGACAUAUUAAACUUUACUCUUUGGCUUUCAAAAACCAAUUUGAAAAUCCCCUAUCUGUACUCUUUGGUGACUUGCAGUACCCCUUAUGCAAUCAAGGGCAGACCGCUGUUAGCCUUUGACUUCAGUGAAUGCCCUGAUAAAAAAAUUGCUUUCCUGGCCUAUUUUUUCUGCACUGUGCUUAUUUUGGGAUUAACCUUUGUGACAACCUUGAUGCACAUGUUCUACUGGGACUUUUCAUAUGUGUUCUACUACAUGAAGGCAAAAUUCAAAGGCUACAAGCAUUUGAGCUCUGGUGAUAAUGUCUACGAUGCCUUUGUCACCUAUGACACCAAAGACCCACAGGUCUCAGAGUGGGUCCUGAACCAUCUCCGGGUUCAGCUGGAGGAAGAAGGGGAUCGCUUCCUUCCAGUCUGUUUGGAAGAACGUGACUGGUUACCUGGCUGCCCCAUUCUGGACAGCCUAACCCAGAGCAUCCGCCAGAGUCGCAAGACGAUCUUCGUUCUCACUCAGUCCUAUGUGAACAGUGGCUCGUUCAAGAUGGCCAUUUACCUGGCGCACCAGCGUCUUCUGGAUGAAAGCGAGGAUGUGAUCGUGCUGCUGCUACUUGAGCCUGUGCUGCAGAACUCACAUUUCCUGCGCCUGCGGAGACGACUCUGCAGCCACAGUGUGCUCGAGUGGCCCCAGAGCCCUGCCGCAGAACCCUGGUUCUGGCAGUGUGUGAGAAAUGCAGUUCGGGUCGAGAACAAGAUCAUGUACAGCAGCAUCUACUCCAGAUACUUCACCAUCAAAAAAAGACUCUUUUAAUAAUAAAAUAAUGAACUAUUCAAAAUAUAUACAUCAUAUUAUUAUUUUUUCACUUACAAACGUCAUGUUCUUAUCAUCAUUACCACUAUUCUGUUGACUGGAGAAGGUGAACAUUCAAGUGAGAAAAUAUUUCAGUGUAAAGUGUCUCAUAGCCAGCCUUUUUUGGCUAUUUUUUUAUUUCUUUUUUUUUAAAUUAGCAGUCAUAUUUGUGUUCAUACAUCAUUAGGACAUGUUCCUGUAGUCACUAUGGUGUUGCUAGGGUCUUCAGAGGUGAUUGCUAUGCUAUGCCAAAUGGUUGCUAGUGUAUUGCUUUGUGGUUAUUAGGAUGUUGCAGAGUGGUUGUUAUAGAAUGAAAUUAUAUUCUCCAGGGGGUUGCUGGAAUGUGGCUUGUUGGUUGCUAUGAUAUUACAUGGCAUUGUUAACCCAGUAGGUUGCUAUGGUGUUGCUAGGUGGUUGUUAGGGUGUUGCUAGGUGGUUGAUAUGGUAUUUCAGUUGGUUGUAAGGGUGUUGUUGCAUGGUUGUUGUGCUAUCUCAGUUGGUCACUAGAUUGUUGCUAGGUGGUCCCCAUUAUAUUCUCUGUGAUCACUGAUGUUUUGCUAGGUGGUUACUGUGUCAUUCCAUGAGGUUGUUUGGAUGUUGCUAGCUGGGUUGCUAUAGUAUUCCAGGUUAUUCUAGGGGGAUUCGCUAUGAUCCCAGCUGGCUGCUAGUGUGUCAUAUGGCUUCUAUCAUGUACCGUGCUAAAUGGGAGGCUCUGAGCUUUCUUAGCUUGAUAGCCAGGUUGCUCAUAAAGCUCCUGAAGUGCAAAAUGAAAUGAAUGAACUUCAGAUGUGGAACAUGUCCUGGCUGGGGACUGCAGAUUUGAGAUUAGGACAGCACUGUGUUUUAUUUUCAUUUUAUUUUUGUCAUUUUAAAAGCCUUUUCUAGUAGCAUGUUACUUGUCUAGGCUACACUGUCAGAAGUAAAGGGAUCGUUUUGUUUCAAAUUUUGUACAAAAAGGGUAAAUGUGGUUUUGAAGGUAAAGAGUGGUUGUGUUGUUGUUUUCACAUGUAAAGGUGCUUUACAUCAUCUGGGUUCUCUUAAUAGGACAUGGGAGAACAUUUUUACAGGCAUACAAUCAAUGCUCUUGAUACAUUCCACUACUUUAUCACAGAAAUUACACACAGCAACCUGGAGAUGAAGAUUCACCUUCAGCUGUUUUAGAAAUAAAUUCUGAAAAGGAAGAAGUGACUAAACCCAGUGUUUCCUGUUUCACUAUGAGAAAUACUGUAGAUGCUGUGUUUGUAAUAAAAAAAAAAACAUAAAGAAAGAAAGAAAAAGAAAA
Messenger RNA from Hemibagrus wyckioides, 4560 nucleotides. Its product is annotated as toll-like receptor 8. The transcript has 2 exons. Lineage: Eukaryota; Metazoa; Chordata; Actinopteri; Siluriformes; Bagridae. Gene Ontology annotation, biological process: positive regulation of interleukin-6 production; toll-like receptor signaling pathway; canonical NF-kappaB signal transduction. The record is from RefSeq and is a predicted model, not a curated record. Bases 147 to 3239 code for a protein of 1030 amino acids. Gene Ontology annotation, cellular component: plasma membrane. Gene Ontology annotation, molecular function: pattern recognition receptor activity; protein binding.